Carica papaya (papaya) is the source of this 992-nucleotide messenger RNA. RefSeq names its product peroxidase superfamily protein. Lineage: Eukaryota; Viridiplantae; Streptophyta; Magnoliopsida; Brassicales; Caricaceae. Gene Ontology annotation, molecular function: peroxidase activity; heme binding. Gene Ontology annotation, biological process: response to oxidative stress; hydrogen peroxide catabolic process. The record is from RefSeq and is a predicted model, not a curated record.
UGAAAAUGUUGGUGACUUACAAUCUUAAGGCCUUUGCUUUUGCCGUGACUGUAAUCAUGACGGCGAGCCUCUUAAGAUGUGUUUCAGUGGUGGGUCAACUUCGAGUUGGCUUCUACGCCAAGACAUGUCCCUCCGCUGAAUCUAUUAUCCGCAAGGUCGUUCAAGACUCCACUGCCGAUGAUCCCAAGAUUGCUGCCGUUCUGCUCAGGCUCCAGUUCCAUGAUUGCUUUGUUCAAGGCUGUGAUGCAUCAAUACUGAUCAGCACCGAGCACGGCGAAAUAGAAGCAGGUGGUAACUUGGGCGUGGGCGGUUUCGAGAUCGUAGAAGACGCCAAAACGCAGCUGGAAGGGGUUUGCCCUGGUGUAGUUUCUUGUGCCGAUAUUGUGGCUUUAGCCGCAAGAGAUGCCGUGUUAUCGGUUCAGGGACCAUUCUAUGAAGUCCCCACCGGGCGAAGAGAUGGAAGGAUUUCAAGCGUGUCCUUGGCCGAGAACUUACCAGAAGUAGAUGAUCCUAUUGAUAUUCUCAAAUCCAAGUUCAAUAACAAGGGUCUUUCAGAUACCGAUCUUGUACUUCUCAGUGCAGGUGCACAUACAAUUGGACUGACGGCUUGCUUCUUCAUGCAAACAAGGCUUUACAAUUUUAAUUCAAGUGGUGGGUCUGAUCCUGCAAUCAACCCUGAGUUACUGCCACAGCUCCAGGCUAAAUGCCCUCUGGGUGGAGAUGUGAACGUGAAAAUACCGCUUGAUUGGGGAAGUGAACUGACAUUCGACGAUCAAAUCCUGCGCAACAUCAAGAAUGGAUUCGGUGUGAUUGCAUCAGAUGCCAGGCUUUAUGAUGAUGAUAACACGAGAAGAAUCAUUGACUCGUAUGUAGGUUUAGCCUCGGCUGAUUUCAUGGCAGAUUUUGCUGGAGCGAUGGUGAAAAUGGGUAAUAUUGAUGUGAAAACAGGUUUAGAAGGAGAGAUUAGGCGUGAUUGUCGUCGUGUUAACUGA